AUGUUAGACUAUGAUCCUAAUAUUAGAGACGAAGUUCGAAGAGCAUAUCUACAAAAAGGUCCAUGUCAGCCUAAGGAUCAUACAUUUCCACAAACUGAUCUUUCAGGGUAUGAUCGACGCUUUAAUGUCAAGUGGUUUGAUGAGUUUGACUGGUUGGAGUACAGUAUUAGUAAAGAUGCUGCAUUUUGCCUUUAUUGUUAUCUCUUCAAAUCCAAUUUCAGAAUUGGUCAAGGGUGUAGCGACGCCUUCACAGAAAUGGGUUUUAGGAAUUGGAAGAAGAAAGAGAAGAUUAGGCAACAUGUUGGGCAUGUUGGAAGUGUUCAUAAUCAAUCUAGACAAUAUUGUGUGGAUCUUAUGAAUCAAAAGCAACACAUCCGAACAGUUUUGAUAAAGCAAUCAGAGCAAGCUCGUAUUGAUUAUCGUAUUUGCUUGACAGCUUCUCUUGAUUGCGUGAGAUUUUUGUUGAGGCAAGGUCUUCCUUUUCGUGGGCAUGAUGAGAGUGACACUUCAAGCAACAAGGGGAAUUAUUUGGAGCUCUUACAAUUUCUUGCUGAUCAUGAUGAGAAAGUUAAAGCCGUUGUGUUAGAAAAUGCUCCCGGGAAUCUCAAGUUAAUAGCUCCAACAAUUCAAAAAGAUCUUGUGAAUGCUUGUGCCACUGAAACUAUUAAGAAAAUCAUUAAGGAUAUGGAUGGUGCAUUCUUCUCUUUAUUAGUUGAUGAAUCACGUGAUGUGUCAGUAAAAGAACAGAUGGCGGUGGUGUUUCGUUAUGUGGACAAAAGUGGAGAUGUAAUUGAGAGGUUUGUGGGCAUUCAACACGUUAGCGACACUACAUCAAACUCACUCAAGGAGGCUAUUGACACAUUGUUUUCAAGGGAGGAAUUGAGCCUUUCCAUGCUAAGAGGACAAGGAUAUGAUGGAGCUAGUAAUAUGAAGGGUGAGUUCAAUGGUCUUAAAACCCAGAUUUUGAGAGAAAAUCCUUGUGCCUAUUAUAUUCAUUGUUUUGCACAUCAACUUCAAUUAGCUCUUGUGGCCGUGGCAAAGGGAAAUGCUGAUAUUGCCACUUUCUUCACAUCUUGCAAUAGCUUGGUCAAUAUUGUUGGAGCAUCGUGUAAGCGUCGUGACAUGCUUAGAGAUCAACUACAAAAGGAUAUUACGGAAGCUCUUGAAAAAGAUACUUUUCCAACCGGGCGAGGCUUAAAUCAAGAAACUUGUCUCAAGCGUCCAGGUGAUACACGUUGGAACUCACAUUAUGGUACAUUACUUAGUAUCAUCUCCAUGUUUAAAUCUGUGGUGAAAGUGCUCAAAUUGAUUAUUGAGGAUGGCUCCACUGAUAAUCUAGGUGAAGCAAAUAG
Messenger RNA from Prunus avium (sweet cherry), 1352 nucleotides. RefSeq lists its product as uncharacterized. The record is from RefSeq and is a predicted model, not a curated record. Gene Ontology annotation, molecular function: protein dimerization activity. Lineage: Eukaryota; Viridiplantae; Streptophyta; Magnoliopsida; Rosales; Rosaceae.